GAAAUUUUCGGGGAAACAGAAUGCCCGGCGCCGACAGGGCCGAGGCCUCAGGCCGCCGUGAUGCCGUCCGGAGCAUCGCCGGCAACAGCAAAUCAUCGGCCAGGAAGCUCUGUAGCCGCCGGGCUUCUGCACGCUGCAUCUCGCGCCAUCUUACAGGCCGGUGUACUUCCCCUCGUCCAGGUUAUAAAGCAUGGCGCUCUCUCCCCCCAAUUCCCGCUUUGCGCGGUGUCCUUUUUCUUUCUUACAUGCCCGGAGGCCUUAUCAACGCUGAUCGCCCAUAAUGCCGCCGUUGUCGGGUGAAGAGCGUAUACUGACCGUCUUUGCCGAUAUCCAUUAUUACUUUGCAGCGCCGACUCCCAGGCCCGUCCAUCACCGGUUUGACAAGGGUUGCUAUCUAUAUCUUUAUCUCAACGCCGCGAACAAGAUUCGGGUUGAAGUAGCAAAUAACCCAGGGACCCCCGAACAAGAUGCAUUCAACGGCGUUCUUGAUAAUAUCCACCUCCGUCAUUCAACUAGAUUCCCAACUCUCUGCACCGUGACCGUGGACGGACAGGUGCCGAGCCCACCCUCAGGUCAACCAUCAUUUCCGCCACCCCCAGGUGCCAUCUCAAAUGAAUGGCAGCUGGCUGGCAAUGAUUCACCGAGUCUUCUACGCCUCCAUACACUGGACAUAUAUUUCUGGACAACGGAUGAUGUCACUCAGUUUCUAGACCUGCUCGAGAGCCAUCUACCUCAGUCGCAAAUCGAGACAGACCGGCACCCUUUCCCGCCUCCGCCGCAAAGCACAGUCAGUUCGGUCGUCCAGCAGCUGGAGACCGUGGCCAUUACCGAUCCCGGCUACCAGAAUGGACAAACGCGCAAUUCUCAAUCCGAGGUUGUCUCAAACCCUGUGCCUAGCUACCAAGCUAUCACGCCACCAAGCAACCUCCCUCCUCCCCCUCCGUUGGGUGCAUUGGCAACGGCUACAUCGCCGGUAUUCCCGGGGACCCAGGUGGUUUCCAUCGAGGAGCAGAAUGCCGCCCCAACUCCCGCGCCUCUGCCGUACAACCCGGCUGCACCAGCAGCCCCAGAACCGAUCAAGCACCGGGAGAAGACACCACCCCCGGAUGACGCGGAGACCGGUACCGGACUUGCGACGGCAGCAGUUGUUGACAACGGGAUAGGAUUUACUCCGUCGUCUCAGAUGCCAGGUCUGUCGGCAACAAGAGGACUAUCCUCACCUCCUUCGGGUCCCGCCCCGCCGUAUACCAUGCCGGGGAGCUAUGCACCGCCCCCACCCAGUGCAGGCCUCUCGGGAUCCUUUCCAACAUCCAUGCCCAGCCCUGGGCUCCCGUCCUACUCCGCUUCAUUCCUGACAGGUGACGGCGCUGGCGCCGGCCUCAGCACCGUAGGACAACCCCCGAUGAACCCAGCUGCGACGCAGCCCCAGGUGACCAUGUCAUUCAGCCCGCCGCCGACAGAUCCCAAUGCGCACCUCUACGGACAGAGCAUAUUCAGAACCUCCACUGAAUUAUCUACUCCUCCCGCCCCGCUCCAAUUGGGUGGGUACGCGAACUACUCGUAUGAGCAACCAAAGCGCGAGGCCUCCGUGUCGAGCAACGACUACGACGUCCACAACCAGCUGUACCGACCUACGGCGCUAGAGUCGACGUCCCGGCACCAGAAAUACUCGCGAGAAGCGAUGAGGGACCCGGGGAAUCCGCAUCGGCCACAGUACUUUGUCAAGAAUGCAUACAAAGUAGAGCAUGGGGUGAACCGGCUGUUGAGGAAGCUCGAGAAGAGGUUAUGAUUAUGAUGAUUUAUGUUAUGUCUUUAUGCUAUAUCAACAUGUGGCUGAUUGAAUUGGGAUGCGUGUUAUUGUCUGCGUUUUGUACAUGGUAUUGAGCAAGACACUAAGGGAUAUACCAGGGCUGUUCAUAUUUGCUUCUGUGCAUAGUUUAGAAGAUUGUCAAUGCAAUGGCCGGUCAUCUUUGAACCCAAC
Molecule: messenger RNA, 1981 nt
Organism: Aspergillus sclerotioniger CBS 115572
Lineage: Eukaryota; Fungi; Ascomycota; Eurotiomycetes; Eurotiales; Aspergillaceae
Exons: 3
Coding region: 281-1789 (502 amino acids)
Source: RefSeq, a predicted model, not a curated record